CUGCCCGUGUGAUGCAUGUUUGGAAUUGUUGUGAUCGGAGGCCGCAGCCAUCUUGGAUGAGCGCCGCUCCGCACCGAGCAGCAGCUCCGAACAGUCGACGGUAACCGCCGAGCCAGCUAGCUAACGUUAGCCUCGCGACCAGAUUAACCGCAAUCUGUGCCGCCGUGCAACGCCACUAUGCUCCAAAUGCGUCGUUUAGUUCGGUCGGGCGACGCAUUAAGUGCGUAGAAAAAUGGACAGAGAGUGUUUCCAGCCUCCAUCGUUGUAAUUGCAAGAGGGCGGCGGCGUUGCAGAUCCUCGGUAUAUUUUUAAAUUUUCUGGAUAGAGGAGUUACUAUGAAUGGCGGAUAAAUGUUGCCGAAGGCUGACAGCAGCAGUUUCGUCCUCUUCUCUCUUCUCUUCGUCCUCACACUAACGGACCCACCACGGACAGGAAAAGGCAGGAGCGCCAGGUCCGGGGCAGAGGCCUGCCGGACCGGCCGCGGACUCCCGUGGUGCUUUAAACCGAGGCUCUGCCGCCUUUUUCAAUGCGCUAAGGCGCUCAGCGGUGUCCUGCCCUCCGGAAGUCUGACAAAAGCACCCAAACCCUCCUGUUGUGUUUCAGAGCAGCGCUGCAGCCCCGGGCAGUUCGCCUGCCGCAGCGGGAAGAUGCAGUGUAUCCCCAUGUCCUGGCAGUGUGACGGCUGGACGGCGUGCGAGGACAAGAGCGACGAGAUCGACUGUCCCCCUGCAAAGGAGGAGCGCUUUCACUUCGGGAAUGGAUAUGACCAGGGAGAGGACGUCAUCGGCGUGGCUCAGCCCGUGCGCUUCAACAAGAAAUGUCCCAGCGGGUGGCACCACUACGAGAAGACGGCCAGCUGCUACAAAGUGUACCUGAGGAACGAGAACUACUGGCAGGCCGUGGACACCUGUCAGAAGGUCAACGGCUCCCUGGCCACAUUCGUGACGAACGAGGAGCUGCAGUUCAUCCUGAAGAUCGAGGUGGAUUUUGACGAUGAUUUCUGCGAGCGCCGGGAUCAGUGCAAGUUCUGGGUGGGUUACCAGUAUGUGAUCACCAAUCAGAGCCACUCACUGGAGGGCCGCUGGGAGGUCGCCUACAAAGGCUCCAUGCAGGUGUUCCUGCCGCCCGAGGGCCUGACCAAGCUGGGAGAGACCUCCCCCGCACAGGACAACGUCUUCUGCGCCCAGCUGCAGCGCUUCCAGAUCAAGACCAUGAACGACCGCGGCCUGCACAGCUGGCACGCCGAGAACUGCUACAAGAAGUUCCCCUUCCUGUGCAAGAGGAGUACGCGCCCGCCGCCGCAGCGCCGCCGCGGCCCCGCCCGCCCGCCGGGGCGGGGCCUUGAUGUUGCCUUCCCCCCCACAGGGCAAACGUGCGUGGACAUAAAGGACAACGUGGUGAACGAGGGCUACUACUUCACCCCCAAGGGAGACGACCCGUGCCUGAGCUGCACCUGCCACGACGGCGAGCCGGAGAUGUGCGUGGCGGCGCUGUGCGAGCGCCCGCAGGGCUGCCAGCACUUCCGCAAGGACCCCAAAGAGUGCUGCAAGUUCACCUGCCUGGAUCCAGAUGGAAACAGCCUGUUCGACUCGAUGGCGAGCGGGAUGAGGCUGAUCGUCAGCUGCAUCUCCUCCUUCCUCAUCCUCUCCCUGCUGCUCUUCAUGGUGCACAGACUCCGCCAGAGAAGACGCGAACGCAUCGAAACGUGGAGUGAGGAAGAUGAAAACGGGCCGCUCCGUCUCACUCCCCCCCCCCUUGUGUUUCUCUGCCCAGUGCACCACUUCAACCUGGGCAGGCGAGUCCCGGGCUUCGACUACGGUCCCGAUGCUUUUGGAACUGGCCUCACUCCUCUGCAUCUGUCUGACGACGGCGAGGGAGGCGCUUUCCAUUUCCAGGAGCCCCCCCCGCCCUAUGCAGCCUACAAAUACCCCGACAUGCAGCAUCCGGAUGACCCCCCCCCUCCGUACGAGGCCUCCAUCAACCCGGACAGCCUCCUCUACGUGGACCUGGGUAGGCACUCGUCUCCCCUCCUGCUGUCCGAGUGUCAUCAGGUGCAAAGACACAGGGGUGUUUCCAUGGUACCGAGCCAGAUGAACGCCAUCGGAGACCGGCGGCAGCCCGAUAUCCCCCACGCCUCGGGCCCUAUGCCAGAUUCGGUGCCCCCCUCUCAGGGGAGGGAGGACUCCAUAGACAGCAGCACCCUCCUGGUGGGGCCCGACACGCCCACAGACGGCCACGCCCCCGUGCCCGCGGACUGCGCCCCCUCCCUCAGCACCGUGGUAUAGGGCCCCAAGCGGGCUGCGGGGGGCCGCCAGCGCCAUGGGACACAGCAGACUGCCGCCAAACGCUCGCCGUAGACAGGAGCGCUAGUUUGUACAGACCUGUUUACCGGCGGAGCAGCCACGCCCGUCCAGCCGUAGCCACCAGCCCCCCCCCCCUUCACAGUGUCCGGCAGAAAGGACGAACUCUCCGGCUCCUUCAGUGCCGACUGAACAAAGCUCCAACACGGCCUGACUGGCGAAGACUCCCUGUUGUAAAUAGCCCCUCAGGCCCAUGAGCCCCUCAGAGCCCCCCGGCUCAGUCCAGCGCCGGACGAGGGACCACAGUCCAGCCAGCUUUUGUCGCUCGUGCGCUUUGUUUUUUGGUUUGCGUCAUAUUUUGAUGCGCCUGAAUCGAUGUCCAGGCUGCAGCAGCGCACGCGUCCUGGAGCAGCAUGACCCAAAGUCCCAUUUCUAUCUGCUCACAGAAACCCCUCGGCCCCCAGCUUUUACGAUUCGACCCCGUCUUCCAGAUUUCUAGAGCAAGACGUUUUGUAGUAAAGAGGUCGAGGGCGACGGUGAGUUUUCCUGCUGUGGGGUUUUUAUUGGGCAGCGCUAACGAAGCUUUAGCUGUCAGAGAGCUUGUGAUAAAUAUGAGUUUAAAAUUUGAAAUCGUCUUCUGUUUGAUGAUAAUUUAUGACUACAGGUUGUUAUCUUGCUUGUUUGUGGGAUAGAUGUAGGCUGACCUCCCUGGUUUGAAAUGAAGAAUAGGGAGAACAUGUUCUGUCUUUAAAUGGAAAAAAAAGUUUUAAGAUAACUAUUCUAAUCAUUCAGUCAUCUAUAAUCACCUGAAUAAUGUCUUUGUUGUUACUUUAACAUCAGCAGGAUGUUUUGUUACUGAACUGUGUCAGCACUCAUCCUCCAUUAAACAUCACAAGCCAGAAAAAAAACCCAUCAUCCGCCAGAGGAGUCUGUGUGUUAGUUUUCCCCGCUUCUCAGCGGGAUCGCCAUCUAAAAAAACGACAGAACAAUGCAUUCAGAGAGGAGUUCUGAGUGAAUAUCCGGAAAAAGUCAGGCGACAAUCGUUGGACUCGCUGAGCUGUGGCUUUUCCUGCUCCACCAGCAUCGUCCACCAAAACCAGCCGCCAGCAUGUCCCACUGCACAUCUCAUGUUUGAAUGUACCGAAUGUAAAACACUUCUGUUCUGCUUAUGUUCAAGCUCAUUUCCCCUCUUUUGAAUGAAGUUGUUUUUUUAAUCUUUUUUUUCUUUAGUUUUUAUUUUGCAUCGACAAUCCACAGCGGAUUAUCCAGCAGGUGAAAUGUUUUUUUUUUCCACCAAUCGUUGAGGCGGUGCAUGUUUGUUUUAGAGAUGGUGUACUGGUUUGACGUUUGCUUUCUUUCUUUUUUUUUUUUGCACCGAGUUUGGCUUGAUUUCCUUCCACCUGCUUUAUGGAGCUUUGGUGCAUGUUUUUAAUCUUUUGGCAUGCUGAGAGAUUUUAGUUUUUCUUAUUUCUUUAAUGAAAACCUUUUUAGCUCAACAGUGUACAGUUUUUUUUUUGUUCCAGAGACUGCUGUCUGUAGUUGAGUGUCUCUGUACGCUUUGAAUAACCGCUCUCCACCUGAAACGGCUCCGUUUCCACAGGAGCUUCUGUGCCAGACUACGCUGGUGUGAGAUCAGACAUUUGAAGGGGUGUGUGUGUGGGGGGGGGGUUGUUUUAAAUGUAAUUCAACUAAAUGCUACAUUUAAUUGUCUUUUAUUUGAUAGCCUUUGAAUUAAAAAGGAAAAAAAUGCUUUACAGUCU
Messenger RNA from Menidia menidia (Atlantic silverside), 4060 nucleotides. The record is from the annotation of a GenBank genome assembly. Lineage: Eukaryota; Metazoa; Chordata; Actinopteri; Atheriniformes; Atherinopsidae.